Messenger RNA from Stegodyphus dumicola, 3455 nucleotides. RefSeq lists its product as uncharacterized. The record is from RefSeq and is a predicted model, not a curated record. Lineage: Eukaryota; Metazoa; Arthropoda; Arachnida; Araneae; Eresidae.
UUUAGAUGUGGAAUCAAUGUAUUCAAUUCUUGACAACCAAAACUUGGAUGAAUACGGACCGGUCAUAUGUAGCGUAAUAAAUAGCCAACAAUCCUGCAAUACCUUUCAUUCUCCUUCAGAAUCAAACACUGGCAACUCGAAAAUACUCAACAAAAUUUCCUUCAUGUCUAUGAAUAAUACAAAUGAGCGAAACGAAGCUGGGAUUCAUAAGCAGCAAAUUGAAAGUGACAGCAUGGAUCAAUGGCUAGAGAAGAUGAAUGAUAUGCUGUGGAACCUGAGAUCUACUGUUAAGCAGCAGGUGGUAUUGGAUGCUUGGACUGACGUUCUUCUGAAAACUUGCUUGAGCUUCUUAUCUGCAAUCAGAACAAACCACUCCUUAAGACAGCUGAUGGAAACGCCAAUGUCGUUCAUCAUUGAUUAUGAGCAAUUACGCAAAGAGCCUUUCUCCAAAGUGGAAUUGCUAUCCAUUCCUCAGCCGUAUUUAGAUGAAGACUGCGACCUGGAUCCCAAACAGACAGACAGACUUUGGCUGAAUCUGUCUUCUCCAAAUAUUUGCAAGCUUUGGAUGGACAACGACGAACUUAAAGGCCCGCGAAAUCUUUCGGAUAAAGGCUGUGAAUCCUUGCGAUCUCUAUCUGAUUCUGUUGUAAGAACCAAUUACCUCAGAAGACAGAGGCAGCAAAAGGGACAUAAACUUUCACAUGAAAAUGUUCAGAUACCCUAUUUUAAGGCCAAGGAACUUUUAGGAUCGCUGCUCAACGUUAUUGAUGGAUUUUCUGCUAGAUAUGGUGAAGGACUUUCCGAAAAUGGAAUGGUGAAUUGCGAGAAGUACUUUCCUGAAGCACACGGAGAAUGGACAAAAAGAUUAUUUCCUUAUCACACGAAUCUUGAUCAAGGAGUCCUAAGUGCACAAAUUCCCCAGAAAUCUAUUGAAGAGGGACAGCAGCGACUCCGAGCGAAUGGCUAUCCAUUUCCAUAUCUAUACCCGCCUAUAAUCACGGAGCCGCCGCCUACAUUUCGACCCAUUAGGCCCUUUCAGAUACUUUAUCCACCACCACAGGUUCCGUACAUUAGACAUGGUCAUCAUCAAAUGCGAUUCCAGUAUGGUUCAGUUUACUCUCAGGGUCUUGGAGCAGCUUACCAUCCUAGCAGCUCUAUUGGACAAUCAAUACAGGUCGCAAACUGUCAAGCAACGCAACAACUCAUUAUUCGAGUUCCACCUCCUCCUCUUCCCCAAAUGAUGCCACAUGUUAACUGUUAUAUGCCUAUUGCAUCUACUGUCAAGAAUUACAUUCCACAAAGUCUAAUGGUACCGGUUUGUCCUUCGAAUUUUUCACCAGAAUUACCAGCAGGAUCAAAUAUAGCAAAUAGCUACCAUGCUAUAGAGCACACAGCACAUGAAUUCACUACUGCGAAGAACAACCGUGUAUUGAAGUCAUUUCAAACCCUAAGUCAAAACAAAAUUUAUACAUGGAAGAACGAUCGCUGUUGUCCAGAAAGUUCCAAUUGGGAAAGUUUAAAAAACACCGGAUACUGUGACGUAAAUGCAUGCAGUUGCAGAAUCGAAAGUCUGCAAGAAACUUAUGUCAGAACACCUUGGUUCCCAAACGUAAAUUCACACGCAAGUUUUGUAACAAAUAUAGAAAACUGCAAUUCUGAAGCUAUGAUCCUCCAACCUGAGCCAGAUAUGCAAACUGAAACGUUUCAAAAUAAUCAUACACAAAGAUUCGAAAGCGGAAAAUCAUAUUCUGUUACUACGCCUACUCUUAUGAAUAUAAAACUCCAGAGUCAAAGUUUAACUUAUGAUACAGUGUCAAGGAUUACGAACAAUACUACACCUAAUUCAAAAAUUACGAAAAAUAAUUUAGCAUACAAUAAAAGGAAUUCUGUUCCAGAAUUAAAUAUUACAUAUAAUAACAACCUCGCAAAUCAAAAUUACUACGGACACCGUGGAGCGACUACUGUAAAAUUGGUUCAUCAGAGCAGUGGAAUCAAAAAUUAUUCGUCAACGAAUCUAAUAUCCGAGUGUAACGAAUCCAAUAUUCGAAAAGGUAAUUACCAUCACUGCCCUAAUAAUUCACAAUAUUUUACAUUUCCAUUGACUCGCGGAGUUAAGGAAGAAUUAAAACUUACAACAAAUAAAAACCUUACGAACUCAUUUGUUCCCAGUUUAACUUCAUUGGAUAGUAUCAAAAAAUUGCAAAAUCAAAGUUAUAAUUUAUGUGAAGCAGAAAACUCGUUUCAUCUUCGCUUGGAAAAAACAGAGCAGUUAAAUAAUAUAUAUUCUACACCAGCCUUCUCAGCAGGAUAUGAUAAAAGCAAAGAUAAUGAGAAAAAAGCUGAAGACUGCUGUAAAACAAACGAAGCUCUCCCGAGAACUCAGACUGCAGUCAGUAAUGCAUUACUAAAAGACAAGCAUGUCGUUCGUUAUGAAAUAUCACCAUCCUCCGUAAAUAACAAAACAUUUCGAACGCUGCUUCUAAAAUGGAAAAAACGGAAAUUCAGUAAAGGAAAACUGAAACUUUUAGUUUAUUACAUUACCGAAAAAAGUUCCGACAGUCAUAACAAAGACAUAAUAGCAAAGAAGAAAAUUAAUAAAUCUUACUUAAAAGUUAAAUCCAGAUCAAUAACACUGAAAUUUAAUCAUGGCAAAUGGGUUAGGAAAAAAGUAACAGCGAAACGAAAGAUUUCUCAUUCUCUCAAAUCGAGGAAUAGAAAUUUGGAGACAUCGCCGUUUCCUAUAAAUAUAUCGUUUUAUAAACACGUGCAAAGGACUGUUGACAAACCUGUCUUUCCUCUAUACGACAACAGAAAAUUUACUAAGUUUUCUUCUCAAUUUUCUUCGACUGACGAUUUCAAAUCAAAUCCAACGAAACGACUCAAAAGUUGCGGUAACAUAUUAUCACCUGAUUGUAAAAGAUGUCCUCAGAAAAUUAACGUUGAAAUACCCACAGCUAAAAAUUUCGAAGUCGUAGAUGACAGUUUCUUCGACUGCGAUGAUAUACAAAAACUUCUUAAUGAAAAUUUCCUAAUCAAACCAUGGUGUCCUCUAAAUGAGAAAAUAAAUGGCUGGCUUCAUUUUAAAAUUGCACUGCAAACAGUUUUGAAGAACUGCUGUCGUCUUUUGCAGGAAGUAUCCCUAAAUGAAAAUCGUGAAAUUCUUUACAAAUUUUAAUGCAAGCGUAACGGUUUAAUGAUAAGGUGAUAAUAUUGAACCUAACUUUAAUCUUAGUAUCUGAGAGAUUAACUUGGAUAUUCCUCUUUUUCUUCUACAGAAAAAAACGUUGUUUUUAACCAAAUUUGCCAUAUUUUUUAUUUUAAAAUGGUUAAUAAAAUAAAUUCACAGUUCUAAAACUAACUAUAUGAAAAUUGAAAGUUUUACUUCAAUUAAUUCAAGUAAUUUCACACUUCGUGGUUAAAUACCAGAUAAAUAUUUACCUCACUAAAUAUUUGAA